AUAAUAUUCUUCUUAAUUUAUUGGUUGAAACGGUUGCAACUAUUCCAUUAAAUACUAUUGAAUUUAACCGUUUAUCUAUUUCAGCAUUACAAUAUCUUUUAUCUUGUACACAUGAAAAAGAAAAAGCUUUUGUAACUCCAGAAUAUGAGGUUCUUAGGUAUAGUGCUAUUCUUGCAGCGAAACAAAUUUCUGAGGAUGCACAUAAUGCUAUUAUGAAACGGUUGCCAACCUUAGAGCAGAUAAAAAAUUCAUUCCAAGUAGAAAAUAAUUUUAUUACUGAUAAUCGAAAGAUUGCGGAAGAAUUGAAACCUUUGAUUAAAUUUAUCGAUUUUAGAAGGAUUAAAGGUAUAAUAUUGGUUAAUUUUAUUGAACCAUUAGACAUUAUUCCAGCCGAAGUUAUCUUAAAUGUUUAUCGAUUUAAAACAUUAUCGGAUAAUUCAGAUUUAAGUAGCGUUCGAGGAAGAUCGAUUUAUAAAUUUAAUUAUGUUUGGGAUGAGUCAGCAUGUGGAUCAAAACUUAUUGUUGAAAAUAACGGAAAGAUUGUACAUGCACCAUAUGGUUGUGGUUACCAAAAUGUUAGGGCCAAAGCAGUAUUAGAAAACGAAGGUAUUUAUGAAUGGGAUGUCAUUAUUGAGAAAGAUUGUGGUUAUGCUUGGGUUGGGGUAUGUGCAUCAGAUAAUUUUAGUUAUGAAACUUUUGCAGGAGGUCAACCUACUGGAUGGAUAUUGGGUUCUAGUGGUUAUUGUAGUAAUUCUGGUAAAGAUUUAUAUUAUUGUCCCAUGUUUUACAGAGAUAAUUCAAAAAUUACAGUUCAUUUAGAUAUGAAUAAAAGAACUUGUGCUUUUACGGUCAAUGGUAUAAAAUAUCGAGAAGUAUCAGAAUGGAAUAAUCUACCUUCAAAGCUUUAUCCAGUAGUAUCAUUAAUGUAUUCUGGUCGCUUUCGAAUUCAAUCUCAUCAAGAAAAUUAGACAAAAUCUUGUAGAUUUGAAUUUUAUUCUUAUCAUUAUAAUUACAUAUAUAUUGAAAAUAAUUGUUAUGUUAUUUAUGGCCAAGAGAAUAAAAUUUUUAUUGGUUCAAUUAUUAGUAUUACGUGAUGUUGAAGGGUUGCAUCAAAUUUCAUUUUUAUUGAGUUGAUAAUAAACGGGAAUAUUAAAAAAUUAUAAUAAUUGUAUAGAAAUUUUAA
This is a messenger RNA of Rhizophagus irregularis DAOM 181602=DAOM 197198, 1183 nucleotides long. RefSeq lists its product as uncharacterized. NCBI's taxonomy places the organism in Eukaryota, Fungi, Glomeromycota, Glomeromycetes, Glomerales, Glomeraceae. Gene Ontology annotation, molecular function: protein binding. The record is from RefSeq and is a predicted model, not a curated record. Gene Ontology annotation, cellular component: cytoplasm.